CUUUGUAUUUUUUUUCGGUUUCGUUUGGAGUCGCGUCGAUCGCAUAAAUGGAAGCCACACGAGUAGUGCUCACUGGCUCUACGCCAAUGAAGAAACCACCUAAACCGAAAUGUCAAUCAUAUAAUCAAAUCUAUACCUGGGCUCGCAUCAGAGAAGCUAAAGAAGUCUUGCUCUUUCUAUCCAUCUUCAUGUUCGUUCUGUCCGUGAUCUUUCAGGCGAGAUUAGGCGUUGAUUUUGUAUUCUGGUCCAAUCGCGUGCUUUUCAAGACCAUCUACUUCUCCCUGAUUCUGUUUAUCGCGGUCUUGCCCCUUUUUAUCAUCCGUUUCAUUACUGUGACAGAUAAACCUAAUGUGUCUCCCAGUGCAGCAGCCGACAUCAUUUUAACGUUAUCGCAAAAAGAUAGCUGGACCACCACUGUCUUUUACGUAUUAUCGAGCGUCACCGUUUUCUAUGCCUACUUUGGAUACCUUCACGAAGAAAAGUACACUUCGCGCUUUCUGGUGCAACCCUACGGACAAUCGCAAAUCGCAGCUCAACAGUUGAAUCAGGAGCAUGUGUUCAUCGUUCUCUAUGCCGUUGUCCUUGGUGCUUGCUUUUCCUUUAAGCGUAUUUUCGAACAACGCAUGUUCCAGCCUAUUCCCUCGGUGCAGCAACCCACGUUCUUUGCCGUGAAAGCCACCCUCCCUUCUGUUGCACGUAGAGAAUUCAAGUGGGCGGCACGCUUGUUCCUCAUCGUCUACGCUAUCUUUGUGGUGUUCAACGGAACGGUUUACCAUGUGGUUGCAGAUGCAUUGGGAAGUUAUACCAGAAUACUCGAUUCGCCAUUGAUUCAUUUCCGGUGGUACGAUGUCUAUCUGUUUUCUCGUAUGCUUUUGGCUGGCUUUUUAUGCAUCUUGGUUUGGGAAUUGGUUGAUCGUACGUGCGAUGUGUGCUUUCACAAGAAUGAUAUGCCUACCCAACAUUACGAAAACGUCUACGAAUGCUUGUUACAGGGGCUUCAAGAGAAAAAUAAUGCAAUGGUUCGCUCCUACGCUUAUGCCGAGCUUGCGCGCAUUGCUUGCAAAGGCAAAAAGGUCCGUCCCCUCCUUUUCGAAAAUGCGGGUGAUAAGCCAUCCGAGUCGUUGUGGGCAAAGAUUUCUGGUGAAUGUAUUCAAACCGUCAAGUCUUUGGAAGAACUCAUUGAUUUGGAAUACGGUGCGAAGAAACCAGCUGCCCAACCUGUUACUGCCAAUCCUGCUGUGGCGCCUCCGCCUAAAAAUUUGAUUCAGCUCGUGGAUAAGAAUGUUUUCGCUGCUCCUCGCAUGGAUGCCAAUCCCUUGGAUGACCGAACCAGCUGCUUAUUUUCUCAUAUUUCAGCCAUGGCCAAUGAUACAUUGCCAUCGCCUCCACUUGUAGCCAGUUUGUCGCAACAAGUUCGGGCUCUUCCGAACCACCCAUUUGCGCGUUUCCUCAACAGCUUGGAGAUCAGGUGUCAGAAUAUUAAAUAUGUAAAGGGAAUUUUCGCUAUUCAAAAGGAACGCAAAAUGCGCCAAGUAUUCCGCAACCACAGAGUCAUCAUUUGGGCUAUUCAAGCCUUGGGAUCUUUUGUGUCGGCAUCCAGCAAAGAAGAUCCCUACGGUUACGUGCAACGGGACAUUGGCAAGGUGCUUGAUACUUUGUUGAGCUGCCUGAUGACCACUGAAAAAUACACGCAAAAUCCUCCGCCGCAAUAUGCAAAUUUCGCGUCUCGAUCGAAUGGACGAGAUCUUAUCAUGGAGAUUCACAUGGUUAAUCUCGCUCUCUGUGAAGCCCUGUAUCAGAUUCGCACAACGUACGAAGGUUAUCUGGACGAGAUUCAAGUGCAGAAGGGAUAUCAACCACUGUGGAAUGAAUUCAUUACAUUCAACAAAGUAGCUGCAUAAAAAAAACAAUAUGCAUAAAGUACAACUGUAUAUAACGUCUCCAUGAUUACAAUAAAAUAAGAAAAAGUUU
Messenger RNA from Radiomyces spectabilis, 1971 nucleotides. RefSeq names its product nucleoporin protein Ndc1-Nup. The record is from RefSeq and is a predicted model, not a curated record. NCBI's taxonomy places the organism in Eukaryota, Fungi, Mucoromycota, Mucoromycetes, Mucorales, Radiomycetaceae. The transcript is spliced from 10 exons. Bases 48 to 1901 code for a protein of 617 amino acids. Gene Ontology annotation, biological process: spindle pole body localization; nuclear pore organization. Gene Ontology annotation, molecular function: protein-macromolecule adaptor activity. Gene Ontology annotation, cellular component: nuclear pore transmembrane ring; spindle pole body.